GGCCGAGUGCGAGCGGGGAGCGCGAGCGGGGAAGCGGCGGCCGGCGAGCGGCGAGGCGCCUGCGCGGUGUCCGGGCCCCUGAGCCCGCGGCGCUGAGCCAGCCGGGACGGACAUGCGCGGGAGGGCGCCGUGGGGCAGCCGCGGCUCCGCGGGGGGAACACAAGCUGCUGGUUGGUGACAGACCCCCAGGCGUCCCCAGUGAGGAGGCCUCUGGAGAAAGUCAUCAUGUCCACGGCAGGAGUUGCUGCCCAGGAGAUCCGAGUCCCAUUGAAAACUGGGUUUCUGCACGACGGCCAAGCCAUGAGGACCGGGAGGGGCUGCUGGGGCGGCCGCAGCGAGUUCGAAAAUCACUUUUUGAACAUCGACCCGAUAACCGUGGCCUACAGCCUCAACUCUUCGGCCCAGGAGCACCUCACAUCUCUCGGGCGCGCCACGACGUCUGCGCCGAGGAGCGGCGGCCACUUUGCCGAAAACGGCCCUUCCCAGAAGCCCAGCUUGGCCCCUCUUAUUAUUCCCCCGGGCGAGCACUCGGGACAGUGGGAAGAGGAGCGACUCGCGUGUGGCUUUAGGAAACUCUCGGUGAACGCGGGGUGUGCUUCUCCCCCUCCGCUCACACCCAUCAAGAGCCCCCCGUCCCCCUUUCCCUGUACAGCCCUCUGUGAGCGGGGUUCCCGGCCCCUCCCGCCACUGCCCAUCUCUGAAGACCUCUCCCUGGAUGAGACAGACUGCGAGGUAGAGUUCCUGACCAGCUCGGACACGGACUUCCUCCUAGAAGACUGUACGCUCUCUGGCUUCAGAUAUGACGUUCCUGGCAGGCGAAGCUUCCGCGGGUGUGGACAGAUCAACUACGCGUAUUUCGAUACCCCGGCCGUCUCCGCCGCAGACCUCAGCCAGGCGCCCGACCUGAAUGGAGCUGUGCCUAAUUCGAAUCUUCCUCCGCCUCAAGCCCACCGCAGAUUAAGACGGUCCCAUUCGGGACCGGCCGGCUCCUUCAACAAGCCGGCCAUCAGAAUAUCCAGCUACAUCCAGAGAGCUUCGCCAAACUCCGACGAAGACAAACCCGAGGUGCCCCCCAGGGUCCCCAUACCUCCCCGGCCCGCGAAGCCAGAUUACAGAAGGUGGUCGGCGGAGGUGACUUCCAGCACCUACAGUGACGAAGACCGGCCUCCCAAGGUGCCGCCCAGGGAACCGCUGUCGCGGAGUAACUCCCGCACGCCCAGCCCCAAGAGCCUCCCGUCUUACCUCAAUGGGGUCAUGCCCCCCACGCAGAGCUUUGCCCCCGACCCCAAGUAUGUGAGCAGCAAAGCCCUGCAGAGACAGAACAGCGAGGGGUCCGCCACUAAGGCCCCUUGCAUCCUGCCCAUCAUCGAAAAUGGGAAGAAGGUCAGCUCGACACACUAUUACCUACUACCUGAGAGGCCGCCGUACCUGGACAAAUUCGAAAAGUUUUUUCGAGAAGCAGAGGAGACAAGCCCAGGCACCCAGACCCAGCCGCUGUCUGCUGACUGCAGGAUGGCCUCAGCCACGGAAAAGCUGGACUCCAAGACAAAGCUGGAUCUGGGGGGCCACGGGAGGCGAAAACACCUGUCCUAUGUGGUUUCCCCUUAGGCUUCGGGGUCACGGUUCGGUGGGGACCCCACAGGAGCGAAUGGGUCCCCAGCCGCUCUCCAGGCUGGUGGAGGCUCACGGGAAGGUUGUUGGAUGGCAGAAGCGAACAGUGGAACCCUCGCCCAUCGUGGAAAGGGGGGGGCGGUCGUGGGGCGGGCUCAGGCCUAGAAUCCCUGACUGCGGGGGCGGGGGAGAAAAGUCCGGCGCGGUCGGUGAUGGAAAGGCAUGCGUGCGGGCACGGAGGGAGGCUGGGGCCCCUUCAACAUGUGCAUACAUUAUAGGCCCGUGUAGACUCGUGCUGUACCUGUAAACCGUAGCUGCAGGUUAACCAAUUAGUUGCUACCUUAGAGUAAUACAUAUUCAGAAUGGCAAGAUGGUAAAAGCUGGGGCGGGGGUGGGGCGGCUCCCAACUGAAAAUUGAGCAAAUGGAAGAAAACACAGUAUUGUUUAGAUCAGAAUCAUAAAAAGAGAAAUUUUUUUUUUUUUUUUUUUUGCUUAGUAACCUGGAAACAUCAAGGCUCCUGGGCCUGUGAUGUUCUCCUUUAAACUUUGCAAGCGGCCUUUGUCCCCAAGGGCAGGACGCACGUCCGUGCUGAGGCCCAGCCUGCCCGGUGUAAAGGCGGCCCGCGACCACCCGGGUCCUCCGGGCCGGGCUCUGUUUUCGGUCUCUGGGGAGGACGGCGGCGCACCCGGCAGCCAUGUGCGCACCUGCUCAUGCCCCGCUUCUCAAAAGGCGAGAAGCUAACAGAACUCAUCCGUCAUUUUUCCUUACGGUCCCUGCUCUGUCCUGCUUGCCACGGUGGCCUGGUCUGGCGUGUGCCUCACGGCCCCAGGGGCCGCCGCCUUAGACUCCCCUGGACCAGCAGACCGGUCGCCUGGGCUCAGGGUGUCCGACGGGAGCCAUGGUGAACCCGCUGCCGUGACAGUCCCGGGGGGGCGUGUGUUGUGCUUCUGUGUUGGUUUUUGUGGACUGUGUGAAUGAACACGGACAACGCAAGCUGGUCUUGUGUUGCUGGUUCCCGUUCAGUAUUUCUUGGGGCUGUUUGCUUUCUGCGCACAACGCUUCUGCCCAGCAGCGCGGUGUGUCAAGGCCACGGGCCACCGGCCGCGUCAUUCCGCCUCGGGGACUCUGCCUGCCGCCGUGUCCCUUGGAUUCGGUGAGACCCGUAGCCUGUGCUCCGACGCCCGCGUGCUUCGAUGUGUGUCGUGUAGACAAGCACGCACGACAAGGUGCUGACUAACGGAGGUGCAUUACUGCAACGUUCUCUUAACAGUUAAACAAGCUGUUUACAGUUCAAACUGCUGAAUAUUAUUUGAGCUAUUUAAAGCUUCUAUUUUAGUAUGAACUACAUGAAGGUUAAGACAUGCUUUAGAAAAAUGCACUGAUUUCUGCAUUAUGUGUACAGUGUUGGACAAAGGAUUUUAUUCAUUUUUGUUGCAUUAUUUUGAAUAUUGUCUUUCCAUUUUAAUAAAGUUAUAAUACUAUUUAUGACACCGUUAA
Messenger RNA from Hyaena hyaena (striped hyena), 3109 nucleotides. RefSeq names its product ERBB receptor feedback inhibitor 1 (gene ERRFI1). Bases 226 to 1608 code for a protein of 460 amino acids. Gene Ontology annotation, biological process: regulation of keratinocyte differentiation; negative regulation of epidermal growth factor receptor signaling pathway. The record is from RefSeq and is a predicted model, not a curated record. The transcript has 4 exons. Gene Ontology annotation, cellular component: extrinsic component of cytoplasmic side of plasma membrane. NCBI's taxonomy places the organism in Eukaryota, Metazoa, Chordata, Mammalia, Carnivora, Hyaenidae.